Messenger RNA from Symbiodinium natans, 468 nucleotides. The record is from the annotation of a GenBank genome assembly. NCBI's taxonomy places the organism in Eukaryota, Dinophyceae, Suessiales, Symbiodiniaceae.
AUGGGCGACCCCAUUGCUACAUAUGAGAUCCAGAGACAGCUUGACACCUCAGCUCAAACAGCCUUCAGCGAUUUCUCAGAUCCCUCGUUGUUGGUGAAGCUGGGAACUGCCCUGGCGGUCACAGUUGCCAAGGAAAGUGUGCUACCGGGCGGAAUGUCCGUGAGAGAGAUAGGGGUGAGGGACCCACUCGAUCUUUGUUGUGGUUGCGGACCUACCAUAGUCGUUCCUGCCAAGAUGGUCAGUGACCCAGGCAAGCUCACUGUAAGAUUUGACGCCAGCAGCAUGGGAACAGUGGUCCGGCAUGUUUAUGCUUUUGUGCCGCUAGACGACUUCAGAUGCGUGGCCACAGACUCUGUUGAGAUACUUUCGGCACCCUGGUGCUUGGGUGCUUUCGUCACGCGAACUGCGCAAGCCUCCCACACAAGGACGAUGGAUGCACUUCAGAAGCACUACGCGGGGCACGCGUAG